AUGGGUAUUUCUGAUUUUUUAGCCGUCAUCAGCCAGUCAUGCAAAAAACCUGAGCUCGUCGACAGAACUGACCGAAUUCAGGUUGCCGGUUACGCACUUACUCAGAAUAAACCUCCUCAUCCUUUUACCCCCGAGACGGUCAACCUGAGUUGCGAAGACAGCGGCGCAAGAGCAGGCCAAGUCCAUGUUAACCUAACUGACCGACUGCGGAUCCUACGCAUCAAAUGGAAAUUCUUUCCCAGUCUCCAGCCGCGACCACGAACUCCUGCCCGAGACUCGCUCACCUCUGCCGCCGAAGGGAUCGCCACCAGGGCACCCCCAAACUUGCCGGAUCCUGAUCUUCGGAACCGAGCUACUACCACUCCCCCUCCUCUGCCCUCCUUGCCACCCAUCACACUUCCACCUGGCUACGGUGUACGCAUUCAAAUCACCUCACGACUGCACUUUGGCGGAAACUUUUCUCUGGCUCGAACAUGCACCCAUAAGGGAAUUUUGGCUUACUGUGAGGGCUAUCGACAGGACACGCAAAUAAAUUUGCCAGUCCGUCGCAUAAAAACGGCUGAACGUGUAAAAUUAAUUAUAACGGAGGGUUUGGCGGAGUUCCUUACCUAA
Dibothriocephalus latus is the source of this 612-nucleotide messenger RNA. NCBI's taxonomy places the organism in Eukaryota, Metazoa, Platyhelminthes, Cestoda, Diphyllobothriidea, Diphyllobothriidae. The record is from the annotation of a GenBank genome assembly.